AUGUCCCGCGUCUCCACGUGUGCGACCAGCCCCACCGACACGUUUGGCGGUUUGCUGCGAGACAUCGUCCUGUUCAAGGCCGUCCUUGCCAAGUCGGCGCUGGGCCAACCAGACUACCCAUGCUGCCGGAGCCUUUCCCAUCGCGUCCGCUUUCGGCCUGGCAAAAUUGCAGCGCCUUCACUCGUCGUCUCGCUCGCUGGGCCCAGUCAGGGAUCAGCCUGCGAAUCACCAUCGGUGGAGCGUUUCAUGGUAAACGCCACGGGGGUUCAGGUAUGCCCAGGUCGUGAGGGGGUUUCUUUGAGCAGCUGGAUGAGGGCUAGCAACGAAGGCGCUGGGAACAUUCGCUCAUCAUCCAAUUUUGCAGCAGUGGAAAUUGUUCUGAGCGCUGUAAAUCUCCGACCCUCGGCACGUGCGAGGGCUGAAGAAAAGCAAGUGUCCCCCACGUUUCAGAUCCAAAAGCACCAGGAAAGGGGUCCUUUUGCCAGCUUGCGGAGCUUACUUUUCCCGCCCAGUUCAGUGUCGCGCCAUCUUGCUAGCGGAAACUUCCUCCGCUUCACCACACCUGCUAUCCGCUGGUCAAUGUGUGAAACGAACACCUGGGAUUUCUGCACACCCGAGAUACCCGCCGAUAGCACGCUCCUCGGGGUACCGGCCGUGCUACUUGUUGCCAAGCACGACGUUAACAUGGUGACACUGAUAAUGCGUCUCCUGGCCCAAUUCUCGCAGGGAGCACCGUCGACUUUUCCUGCUCUCCGGCUCUCUCAGACUUCCUAG
Lindgomyces ingoldianus is the source of this 774-nucleotide messenger RNA. RefSeq lists its product as uncharacterized. NCBI's taxonomy places the organism in Eukaryota, Fungi, Ascomycota, Dothideomycetes, Pleosporales, Lindgomycetaceae. Bases 1 to 774 code for a protein of 257 amino acids. The record is from RefSeq and is a predicted model, not a curated record. The transcript is spliced from 2 exons.